This is a messenger RNA of Pimephales promelas (fathead minnow), 3336 nucleotides long. Lineage: Eukaryota; Metazoa; Chordata; Actinopteri; Cypriniformes; Leuciscidae. The record is from RefSeq and is a predicted model, not a curated record.
GAUUUAACAGAAGUGGCAUCUGGGACACAUAACUCUUCCCCUUCACUCACUUUUGCUCUCGUUUUCGCUGCCUUUUGAAUCCCUCUUUCAGUCCUGUCGUUCUCCACGCCCUUAAACUCGCCCCUCUCCUCCAGUCCCUCACUGACUCGUUCUCUGUGCCUCUUUGAGAAGAAGGAUGUGGGGUGAUGUGUGCGUGUGGCAUUUGGGGCUUCUGUUUUUGGGGUUAGGAUGGGUGCAUGGACAAAGCCAGACCAACUUCACAAGGCCCAUAUUCCAGUGUGGUGCCCAUUUGGUGACUGACUCGGGGUUUGUGGCUAGUGAAGGUUUCCCCUCUCAUUACAAACCAAACUCCAAAUGCACCUGGUACAUCACAGUCCCAGAAGGUCAUGUUGUGAUGGUCCAGUUCAGGAUCUUUGAUCUAGAGGCGGAUCCCACCUGCCGCUAUGACUAUGUGGAUGUCUAUAAUGGACACUCAUACACGGUGCAGAAACUGGGCCGGUUCUGUGGGACGUUCCGACCUGGAGCCCUCAUCUCCACCUCCAACACCAUGAUGUUGGAGAUGGUGUCUGAUGCCAGCACAGGAGGAAGAGGAUUCCUGGCUUAUUUCAGUGGGGGGAAACCACAUGUUGAUGAGAAUCAGUUUUGUGGUGGCAGACUGACGAAGCCUCAGGGUUCAGUGAAGACACCGAACUGGCCGGAAUCUGAUUACCCAGCAGGCAUCAGCUGUUCUUGGCACAUAUCUGUGGAGCCCAACAUGGUGAUUGAGGUUAAGUUUGAGAAGCUGGACUUGGAAUUAGACACAUACUGUCGUUAUGACUACGUGGCCCUGUUCAACGGGGGAGAGACUGAUGACUCUCGACGUAUUGGCAAAUUCUGUGGAGACAUGGUUCCAGAUGUGGUUGUGACCAAUGGAAAUGAGUUGCUGGUGCACUUUGUAUCGGAUCUGAGUGUGACGGCUUCAGGCUUCAUGGCUCACUACAGGAGUAUUCCCAGAAGCUCCCGCACAGCCACUGCUAGCCUUGACACAGUACAUGGGCCGAGAGUCGACAUAAUACCUACUAAACCCACUUCUCAACCAGCCAGACCUAAACCUAAAACUAAGCCUAGUAGGCCGACACCAAAAGCUCCCUCAAGACCACCUAAACCCGUACCACCCAGACCAACUCCUAAGCCAAGAUCAAAGCCCAAACCAGUCAGACCUACAACAAGAUCUGGUUCUAGAGUCUCACCAAAACCUGCCGUAAAAGUGACCGCAAAACCUGCGACGAAGCCUACACCUAAGCCAAAACCAACAAGUACUACGGCAAAGCCAAAAGUAAAGCCUGGUGUCAAACCAACAGCAAAGCCAAAGACCAAUCCCAUUGCAAAACCUGGGAACAAAACAACAAAAGCAGCCCCAGUGGGCAACCCACUGUGUUCCCAACCAUGCAAGAGAAUAGGCACUCUCGUGACCCGCUUCUGCCCCAGUCAUUUUGUGUUGACUGGUAAAGUGACAUCAGUGACCCCAGGAUCUCAAGGCAGUGCUGAAGUUGAGGUGUCUGUCAUAAAGGUCUAUAAGGCAGGUAGACUUCAAUUCAGAAAAAGAGGACCCACCACGUCUGCCACACUGACAGCUACGUGUAUGAAGUGUCCAGCACUGCGUAAAGGAGUGAACUAUGUGCUGAUGGGCCAGGUGAAUGACGAAGGCCUUGGCGUUCUGACCCCAUCCAGCUUUGCCCUUCAGCAUAAGACAGUGCAUGACAAAGCACUGGCCAACCUCGCAAAGAAAACAUUCCACAUAAAACAUGAAAAACAAAGUGUGUGUGUGUGUGUCCAGGUGAUUGAGGUUAAGUUUGAGAAGCUGGACUUGGAAUUAGACACAUACUGUCGUUAUGACUACGUGGCCCUGUUCAACGGGGGAGAGACUGAUGACUCUCGACGUAUUGGCAAAUUCUGUGGAGACAUGGUUCCAGAUGUGGUUGUGACCAAUGGAAAUGAGUUGCUGGUGCACUUUGUAUCGGAUCUGAGUGUGACGGCUUCAGGCUUCAUGGCUCACUACAGGAGUAUUCCCAGAAGCUCCCGCACAGCCACUGCUAGCCUUGACACAGUACAUGGGCCAAGAGUCGACAUAAUACCUACUAAACCCACUUCUCAACCAGCCAGACCUAAACCUAAAACUAAGCCUAGUAGGCCGACACCAAAAGCUCCCUCAAGACCACCUAAACCUAAACCACCCAGACCAACUCCUAAGCCAAGAUCAAAGCCCACACCAGUCAGACCUACAACAAGAUCUGGUUCUAGAGUCUCACCAAAACCUGCCGUAAAAGUGACCGCAAAACCUGCGACGAAGCCUACACCUAAGCCAAAACCAACAAGUACUACGGCAAAGCCAAAAGUAAAGCCUGGUGUCAAACCAACAGCAAAGCCAAAGACCAAUCCCAUUGCAAAACCUGGGAACAAAACAACAAAAGCAGCCCCAGUGGGCAGCCCACUGUGUUCCCAACCAUGCAAGAGAAUAGGCACUCUCGUGACCCGCUUCUGCCCCAGUCAUUUUGUGUUGACUGGUAAAGUGACAUCAGUGACCCCAGGAUCUCAAGGCAGUGCUGAAGUUGAGGUGUCUGUCAUAAAGGUCUAUAAGGCAGGUAGACUUCAUUUCAGAAAAAGAGGACCCACCACGUCUGCCACACUGACAGCUACGUGUAUGAAGUGUCCAGCACUGCGUAAAGGAGUGAACUAUGUGCUGAUGGGCCAGGUGAAUGACGAAGGCCUUGGCGUUCUGACCCCAUCCAGCUUUGCCCUUCAGCAUAAGACAGUGCAUGACAAAGCACUAGCCAACCUUGCAAAGAAAACAUGCUGACCUCACAAACACUGACUACAAUCCCACUCUGGUUUGUUUUAAUCAUAACAUCAAAGUCAGGCAGGGAAAAUACUAAUUGAAUCAACAAAAUCCUUAAUAUGGAUUUAGCAUCUUUUUAUAUAUCUGGAGGUGCAGUAUAUGAGUUAGAGUCAAUAUUCGAAUGCCAGGAGAACUGAAGAUUCAGAAAUCUGCAGUGUUUUAUGGGUCAUAACUGAAUCGCUCAGUCAUAUUCAGGGUAUAAAGUACAAGGUGACAUUUGCCAGUUUAUGAUUAUUGUGUUUCUAUUAUUAGAUUAUUAGCUCUGUUAAAUGUACUAUGCAAACAGUUUUAUAUGACACAAUGUAUUCACUAUAAAUUAUAUUGCUCCUUUAAUUAAAGAUGGUAAAAUAUAUCUGAGGUAUGCCCAAAAGCAUAAAUAACUCAACUGAUUAUAAAUAACUUUUUUCUUUGAUAAGUGUAUUUGCAGAAUAAUACUAAACAAUAAACCUCAUUCAUAACUA